Trypanosoma conorhini is the source of this 1287-nucleotide messenger RNA. RefSeq lists its product as uncharacterized. Lineage: Eukaryota; Euglenozoa; Kinetoplastea; Trypanosomatida; Trypanosomatidae. The transcript has a single exon. The record is from RefSeq and is a predicted model, not a curated record. Bases 1 to 1287 code for a protein of 428 amino acids.
AUGCCAAUGAAGCCCGUCGCGGUGGGGACACUUCCUGCAGACCUCAUUGAUGCCAUUCGCGGCGGCGCCGUGACGCUUAAACAACUCCACGAUGACAUACUUUUGUUCCACGACGAGAAGGGAAGUGUUGAAUGGCGCUGUACGCUUCAGCCGGGGGAGGUGUAUUCGUACAGACACCAACAGACAGGUGCCAGCGGGUCUGCGCAAGUCUCCCGUUUUACCGCUGUGCAGAAGGCAACGACGCGACCGGAGGAGGAGGAGGAGGAGAAGAGAGCACCAACAGCAAGUGCAGCAGAGGACACGCAUCCACCGCCUCUGCAUAGAGCCGCGACGGCAACUACUAAAUCCUCCGCCGUCGUACAGCAGCAUCGUUCCCUGGCGAUUAAAAUUGCACAUCUCUUAGCGCCGGCACCCAGAGAUCAUCGAGAUCUCCUUCGCUCCUUUGCGGCUGAGAACGGAGACGCAUUGAGUGCUGUGCUGGGUGUUAUCACAGUGCCCAAUCGCCGUGGGCAGCGCGAGCUCGCGGAGGCCGGUUACGAACUCAUAGACAUCGAAUACUACAAUUCCAAAGCGGUUAAACAGCAGGUGGCAAAUCUGGCCCUUCCAAAAGUUGCGCACAACAAAGCUCUUUUGGAUCGUUUUGCCUUAUAUGCAGACCGGGACGUGAUGCUUGCAACCUGUUCAAGAGGCAUCAUGGCAGGACUCGGAAGCUCCAAGCGAAAGCGGGACGAGGACAAUGAUUCAGAGGAUGUAGCAAGCGACGAGGGCGCGCCAGGACGACGGGCGGAGGAACCCGCGCAGGAGGCCGCAAUGACGCUCUUCACCUCCAUGGAUCAGAGCGGCAUUCGAUGGACGGAUGGUGACCUCGCCAAGGGGCAGUGGGUGCUGUCCUCUGCGGCAAAGGUGGUGUUGGACCGACGACAGCGAGUAGACACCGCGGUGGGCUCCGGAGAGCAGCGGACGCUAAGGCCCAUGCCAAUUGUAGACGCGUCACAGCUUGUUGCUGCGCAAGGCGACUAUGCCAUUUUGCGAAAGGAGUACAUUGAUGUGUAUGGCAUGUUGAAGCGUCUGGAGAAUGUAUCUGAGGCGGCAAGGGGGUGGUGCCAGUCCAACGCUAAUCGUAUAUCGGGGGAGCUUCGUGAGGAGAUGCAGCGGUGGUUUGCCGCUCAGGAGCAUCCCUGGACGACUCUCAUUGCCUCGUUCAACAACCUCCAUAAGGCGCUCUACCAACUGAAACGGGAAAUUGAAGACUAUGUGAACCUGCGCGAAUGGGGUGUCUUGAGUUGA